GGGGCCGGGCGGGGGGCGGCGGGAGGGGCCGGGCGGGGGUUUGCAAGAUCCCGGUCCCGCCUGCGGCCUCCCCCGGAGCCGAGCGCCAGGCCGUGCGCCCGGGAGCCGCGGGGAUGCGGGCCGGGCGCGGGGCGGGCGCGGGCUGGGCGACUCUCUCCCGCCCCCGCGCCCCUGCCCCGGGGAGCGGUGACAUCACGCGGCCUCCUGCGGGCGCCCGCGCCCAGGGUCCCCUCCGGCCAGGCCCGCCGCUCGCCCGUCAGUCCGUCCGUCCGUCCGUCCGUCUGUCCGCUCCGGCCGGCCCGCCGCGGCCCCGCCCGCCCGCCGCCCAUGCGGCCGCCCGCCGCCCCGCGCGCAGCAUGUCCUGGGGGGUCGGCCUGGCCGCGUCCUGCCCCGGCGCGCCGCCGCUGAGCUGCAACCGCAGCUGGUGGGCCGCGGCCGAGGAGCCCCGCGCCUUCCAUGGCGACAUCGUGGCCUUCCCGCUGCAGGACUGCGGCGGCGCCAUGGCCGGGCUGGGCGCGGAGCCCUGGUGGAAGAAGACCCUGUACCUGACCGGGGGCGCCCUGCUGGCCGCCGCCGCCUACCUGCUGCACGAGCUGCUGGUCCUCAGGAAACAGCAAGAGAUUGACUCCAAAGAUGCUAUUAUUUUGCAUCAGUUUGCAAGACCUAAUAAUGGUGUCCCCAGUUUAUCUCCUUUCUGUUUGAAAAUGGAAACCUAUUUAAGGAUGGCUGACUUACCCUAUCAGAACUAUUUUGGUGGAAAACUCUCUGCUCAAGGGAAAAUGCCUUGGAUUGAAUAUAAUCACGAAAAAGUUUCUGGCACAGAGUUCAUCAUUGACUUUCUGGAAGAGAAACUUGGAGUGAACUUGAACAAAAGCCUCGGUCCUCACGAAAGGGCCGUAUCCCGAGCGGUGACCAAGAUGGUGGAGGAGCAUUUCUACUGGACGCUGGCUUACUGCCAGUGGGUGGACAACCUCAGCGAGACCCGGAAGAUGCUGUCGUUGGGCGGCGGGAGCCCCUUCGGCAGCCUGCUGAGGUGGGUCGUGUGCCACCUGAGCAGCGGCAUCGUGAGGCGCGAGAUGCACGGGCACGGCAUCGGCCGCUUCUCGGAGGAGGAGAUCUACGCGCUCAUGGAGAAGGACCUGCGCUCGCUGGCCGGGCUGCUGGGUGACAAGAAAUACAUCAUGGGCCCCAAGCUCUCCACUCUGGACGCCACUGUCUUUGGACAUUUGGCACAGGCAAUGUGGACCUUGCCUGGGACGAGACCGGAGCGACUGAUCAAAGGGGAGCUGAUCAACCUUGCCAUGUACUGUGAGAGGAUCAGGAGGAAAUUCUGGCCUGAGUGGUACCACGAGGAUGACAACACCACCUACGAGUCUGAGGAGAGCAGCGAAGGCGGCAGGACACACACGCCCCUGCUGGAUUUCAGCUUUUACUCAAGGACAGAGACCUUGGAAGACGAGGGAGCAGAAAACAGUUUUUCCAGAACCCCGGACACAGACUUCACCGGACACUCGCUCUUUGAUUCGGACGUGGACAUGGAGGACUACACAGACCACGAACAGUGCAAGUGACGCUCCAGACCCCGGCGGUCUGCUGCCGCCUCCUGGGCUUUGGUUUCCCAGGCAGCAACGCCGCCGCAGGGCUGGGAGCGCUUCCUUGUGCGUGGCACGGUCCUCAGGAGCUGACUGGACUGUAGCAGCCUUAGUUCUUUCUUUUUCUUUUUCUUUUCUUUCUGUCGCUCUUCCUCCUCCUCCUCCUCCUCCUCCUCCUCCUCCUCCUCCUCCUCCUCCUCCUUCUCCUUCUCCUCCUUUUUUUGUACAAAUGAAACACAGAACCAUUCAGACAACUCCAUUGAAAACAAAACAGGCAGAAACAAACAAACAAACAAAAAGUCAGCAUGGUUCCUGAAAUCCAUUUUUGUUUUCAUGAGAAGAUUAAUACUGUGUGUUAGAGCAGAUGGAAGCCAUGGUUCUCCAGACUGUUGGUAGCGGUCUUCUUUACUUUGGGGGUGUAGUCAAGACAGAUUCUUGAGCACCCUUUAUUCUCCAGGGUUCAAAGUAAUGAGACAUGUCAACAGAAAAAAAAACAUGUAGGGGACAGUGUUCUCGGGGAGCUGCUUGUAUUUUCUGUGUGUCUAUUGUGUCUUGAGAUAAGUCAAAUAAAAUCCAUAGAUUCUCACCGAACCCUGAAGUAAAUGCACGUGGGAGGUGCUAGCCCGUUGAAGGCUGACUCUGACAAGCCCUGCCAAUGGCCAGCUGUGUGAUUGAAGGCCAGUCCCAUAAUUCUUGUGCACCUCAUCUCCCGCCUGUUUCGUGGGGACGACACACCCUCCACAGACCUACCUCACAGGGGUGUUGUGAGGAUCCAUGCAGUUACAUUGGGCGCUUCACACCCCUGGGAAGAGGGGUGACAUAAACACAUUCUGUUCUGCAUUGUGCUCUCCUAGGUGCAAAGAUCAGAGGGCAAAGGAAUUCCAUGCCCAGGCGACAGCUGCCGCAGCUGCUUGCAAGAAAGCUCCAGCGGAGGAGGCUUACACAAGGACGGGCAGCACUCUGUCAGCUCUGCCCUGUGACCUCGAUUGUGACGUGGACAAAGUCUUGGGCUGAAAGAGUCUUGGAAGCACUUCCGCACGGCCUCCGCCGCGAGCCGCCUUCAGCUCUCCUGGGGAUUUGCAGACUUGCUCUUUUCUGUCGCCUGAAUGCGCACUGGAGCAGCCUUUGUAGACUCCGGGAGCUGAAGCUGUUGUGUUUGAUUUACUGGAGGGAGUGAAGCUCAGGAAAAGGACGGGUUUCAGAGAGGUGGAGGGGAACAUGUUUGAUUGAUUUUUGUAAGAAAACUUGCCAAUC
Messenger RNA from Erinaceus europaeus (western European hedgehog), 2846 nucleotides. It is a transcript of the gene FAXC, whose product is annotated as failed axon connections homolog, metaxin like GST domain containing. Lineage: Eukaryota; Metazoa; Chordata; Mammalia; Eulipotyphla; Erinaceidae. The record is from RefSeq and is a predicted model, not a curated record. Gene Ontology annotation, cellular component: cytoplasm. The transcript is spliced from 6 exons. The coding region runs from base 114 to 1571 and encodes 485 amino acids.